CUUUUAGUGAAUACUUGUGUUUGAAAUGUUUGGCAUUUAAUUCACUCAUAAAUGACGUGUUGUUUACGAUUACAACACUUUUUGUGGUCAAAAGUGAACAACAAAUCUGUGACACAAUUAUUGACACAAUUAUUAUCUCAAUAAUGGAUUCGUUGCCGAAGUUUACGUCAAAGACUCGGAUCAGUUGUUUGGAUAAAUCUCUGCCCAAAUCAAAGUCCGAAAUAAACAUAAGUAUUUACGCUCUCCUCAUGAGUGAAAUGGUUCAGUACUGCCAGAAUCGGGUCUAUACUGUGCCUGAGCUCCAGAACAAAUUAUCAGAGAUGGGGUAUAGAGUGGGACAGCGAGUGAUGGACGCGAUGGCCAUUCGCGAGAAGAACUUCAAGAGAGAGACCCGAAUCAUCAAUUUGUUGGUCUUCUUGAGGACCAAAGUGUGGAUGAAUUUGUUUGGCAAAGAGGCGGACAAAUUGGAACAGGCGAACGAUGACGAGUCCACUUAUUACAUCAUCGAAAGCGAGCCAUUGGUCAACAAAUUCAUAUCAGUGCCCAAAGACAAGGGAUCCCUAAAUUGUGCGGCAUUUGUGGCCGGAAUUAUUGAAGCCGUUCUCAAUGAAAGCAAUUUUAGCGCUAAAGUGACCGUUCAUUGGCAUAAAGGGACCACUUUUAUGAUCAAAUUUGACGAUUCGGUGGUCGCCAGAGAUAAAGCUCUCGAAAAUAAAUAAUUUAUAAUUCUAUGAUCACGUAAUUCACUCGAUGUAUAUAUUUUUAAUGAUAAACUAAUUGUCAACAAAUUCUAAUAUUUAUAAAGAAAUUGAUUUCGAAAAAAACAA
Medioppia subpectinata is the source of this 827-nucleotide messenger RNA. The record is from the annotation of a GenBank genome assembly. NCBI's taxonomy places the organism in Eukaryota, Metazoa, Arthropoda, Arachnida, Sarcoptiformes, Oppiidae.